AUGGACCUCUCCGGCUCUUUGCCUCCACCUUCCCCAUACACCUUCCUUUCUAUUAUCCCUAAUUUCUCUGUGCCCUCCUCCUCCUCUCCCUCCAUCUCUCCAUCACCCAGCCUGGCGUCCACAGCUCUCUUCUGCUCCCUCCUCUCCCUCCUCUCCUUGCUGGGUAUCACAGGUAACCUGUACACUCUGGGCCUUGUUUUGAGGCGCAGGAGAAGUAGGAGAAGACGUGGAGCAACCUGCUGCCUGAUGAGAGUACCUGUACCAUCCUGCCUUGCCAACUCCUCCUCCCCUUCCUCCUCCCCCAUCUCCUCUUCCUCCUCUUCCUCCUCCUCUUCUCUUCACCUGCAGGUGCUGAGCCUUGCUCUUGCUGAUCUGCUCUACCUUUUUACUGCUCCCUUCAUCGUGUACGACAGCCUGGCGUCCGGGUGGGCCUUUGGUGAGCCAGGCUGCCGCCUCCUCCUGAGCCUCGACCUCCUCACCAUGCACGCCUCCAUCUUCACUCUUACCGCCAUGAGUCUCGACCGCUACCGGGCUGUGGCCCAUCCCCUGCAUACCUCCUCCUCCAACUCCUCCGGCCUGCUGCGUGUAGGUCUGGCCUGGGGACUGGCUGUGGCUCUUAGUCUGCCCAUGAUGAUCACACUGCACCUGGAGGAUGGGGAGAACCAGGAGGGCCAGCUGUGUGUGCCUGCAUGGGACGAGCAGAGCUCCAAGGCCUAUCUAAGCGUGCUCUUCUGCACUAGCAUUCUUGGUCCUGGGUUGGCCAUUGGAGCACUUUAUGCUACUCUAGGCCGGCUUUACUGGGUGUCUCAGACCAGGCCAGCCUGGGCCAGUGGGAGCAGCACCGCUUCUACUCCCCGUGCCCCCAAACCCAAAGUGCUGCUCCUCAUCCUUGGUAUUGUCCUGGCCUUCUGGGCCUGCUUCCUCCCUUUCUGGAUCUGGCAGCUGCUGCCACUCUAUAAGCCUGACAUGCUGCGGACAGUACCAGUAGGGACACAGGUGACAGUGAAUCGUAUCCUCACAGGGCUGACCUAUGGAAACUCCUGUGUGAAUCCAUUCUUCUACACACUAUUGACAGGAAAACGAAGACGCAACCGGCAGACGCUGACAUCAGCAAAUCAGCUCUCCCGUAAGAGCAGUCCACUGCAGUAG
Micropterus dolomieu (smallmouth bass) is the source of this 1149-nucleotide messenger RNA. It is a transcript of the gene uts2r3, whose product is annotated as urotensin-2 receptor 3. Gene Ontology annotation, molecular function: urotensin II receptor activity. Gene Ontology annotation, biological process: neuropeptide signaling pathway. Gene Ontology annotation, cellular component: membrane. Bases 1 to 1149 code for a protein of 382 amino acids. The record is from RefSeq and is a predicted model, not a curated record. The transcript has a single exon. NCBI's taxonomy places the organism in Eukaryota, Metazoa, Chordata, Actinopteri, Centrarchiformes, Centrarchidae.